Messenger RNA from Sinocyclocheilus grahami, 489 nucleotides. Its product is annotated as alpha-centractin-like. The transcript has 4 exons. Lineage: Eukaryota; Metazoa; Chordata; Actinopteri; Cypriniformes; Cyprinidae. The record is from RefSeq and is a predicted model, not a curated record. The coding region runs from base 163 to 489 and encodes 108 amino acids.
UGGCUCCCUCCAUAGUGCGGUUCGGUUGACGCAUCACCGCUCAGCCUGUGGUUAUACUGCAAAGCAGCGACGGUUAUUUUUUAUUCACAUGAACAGAAAAUCAUAAACGCAGCUUCUUGCGAAAACGUUGACCGAAAAACGCACUCAAGCAGCAGGCCGAACAUGGAGUCGUAUGAUAUUAUAGCAAACCAGCCGGUCGUGAUUGAUAAUGGGUCUGGAGUUAUUAAGGCUGGCUUUGCUGGAGAUCAGAUCCCUAAAUACUGUUUCCCAAAUUAUGUGGGGCGACCCAAGCAUGUUCGGGUGAUGGCUGGUGCCCUUGAGGGCGAUCUCUUCAUUGGACCCAAAGCUGAGGAGCACAGGGGGCUGCUGUCUGUCCGCUAUCCUAUGGAACACGGUAUUGUGAAGGACUGGAAUGACAUGGAGCGCAUCUGGCAGUACGUGUAUUCGAAGGAACAGCUGCAGACCUUCUCGGAGGAGGUACGGAUUUAA